UCUCUCUCGCUCUCGCUCUCUCACACACACUGAGUCACACAAGAGGGUGCUGUAUCCAACAAAAUCCGAGAACAUUAAGCUAAGUUCAUUCAGACAACUCUAAGGCAACUAAAUGGGCUUAUAACAUCAGGAUCUUUCUAUUAGAGAACCGUGACAAAACUGAUAAUAAUCCUUCAGAAGAACAUGUUGCUGCUGAAUAAGUUCCCUGCAUGGCUUUCUGCAUUCGCUUUGCUUUUGCUGACUCAAGAGCCUGUCUCUACGUCAGAGGUCACAGCCUGUGGAGUUACGGUGGAUCCCCCUGCCAAUAUUGAGAUAACAGACCCUGGCUUCCUGGGGUACCUCAGUAUCCACUGGACUCAGCCAGCCAGCCUUCAGAACCUUACAGGCUGCACAGUUCGAUACCAACUCAGAUACUAUGACACCUAUGAGGAACGAUGGAGGAGUGUUCGAACUGUCAAGCUGACUUAUGCAGCUCAGUUUGAUCUUGAGAAACCAAUCAAGGUGAGAAUACUCACUGUGCUGAAGUGUGCCUGUACCAAAGGGACAGAGGUCCAAGGAGAGGAGAAAGAGUGGGUCUACACACCUGAACCUACAGGUGUGGCAGAAUCACGAAUAAGAGAUUUUCACUGUGUCUACUAUGGGAAGGAGUACAUGGAAUGCACCUGGGAGGCAGGACCCGGCCAACCUCCAGAUUCACAGCACUACCUCUAUUACUGGCACAGGGAAAUGGAUGAAACAAAGGAAUGUCCAGAAUACUUCAUAUCAUCUGAGGGUCGAAGUGGAUGCAGGUUUCCUCGAGAAUCACUCCUGGAGUUCUCGAAGUUUAAUUUAUGUGUAAAUGGAUCCUCUCCAGCAGGAAGUCUGAAAAUGGCCUACUUCUCUAUUGAGGUCCAAAACCAUGUAAAACCCACAGUGGUCUCCUCUGUGCAUGUCUCAGAGACUGAUGGAGAGCUGAAGUUAGAGUGGUCACCACCUAGUGGUCAGGUGCCAGACCACUGCUUGGAAUAUGAGGUGGAGAGCAGCACUACGAUGGAAAAUGGCAAAGAAAAGCAGGAAAAGAUUGUUCUUCAGAAUUUAGAGGACACAUCUUUUGGCAUCCCAAGAAAGGCGGAAAGUCAAAAAACUUGCUUUCGAAUCAGGUCAAAGGUGAACAUGUACUGCGCUGAUGGAGGAUUUUGGAGUGACUGGAGCCAAACAAAGUGCACAGAAGAUAAGGAAACUCAAUACAUCCCAAAAUGGAGAUAUCUCAGUCUGGUGGUCAUUGGCAUUGCUGGAGUCAUCAUCCUCUGUCUUUCAUUAUGGACAUUAAAGAAGAUUAGCAUGAAAAAGAUCAACAAAAAGGAUGCCCUCUAUACUUUAUACAAGGAGAAGGUCAACAAAACCAUGCCUACUAUCCUUAGCCCCAUUUUAAAGUGAUGCUCCCUAAGACCUGUUAUGCUGAAUUAACUUUUAGCAGUUCUAGACUGCAGUAAAAGUAGACUACUCAGACACAGAAAUAAACAUGAGAAGUGAGACUUCAACACCCUUAAAGUGAUAGCUGAUAGAAUCAGUAGUCUUGUGGAAUAGGUAUGUGGAGACCUUAAUGAACCACAGCACUGACCCGAAUGUAUGAACCGCUUAGGUUUUCAAGACACUAUACUACUAUGUGAUGUGUUUACGCACAUAUCAUGUGUUACUUAAAGUUACUCAAAGAUUUUUCAAAUACUCUUGUCAGUUUAGUCAAUUAUUUUUUUCUAAAUGCCAGUGAUCUUGCCAAUGAUUUUUCAAAUGCCUAUCAUCUUGAAAUUUUAGCCAAUGAUUUUUCAAAUACAAAUAUCUUGUCAGCUUAGCCAAUGAUUUUCCAAAUGCCAAUCAUCUUUAUAUAUUAGCCAAUGAUUUUUCUGAUUCCAAAGAUCUUAUCAGUUUAGCCUGUUUUUUUUUUUCAAAUGCCAGUAAUCUUGCCAAUUAUUUUUCAAAUGCCAAUCAUCUUUAUAUUAGCCAAUGAUUUUUCAAAUUCCAAUGAUCUUGCCAGUUUAACCAAUGAUUUUUCAAAUGCCAGUGAUCUUGCCAGCGAUUUUUCAAAUGCCAAUCAUCUUUAUUUUAGCCAAUGAUUUUUCAGAUUCCAAAGAUCUUAUCAGUUUAGCCUGUUUUUUUUUCAAAUGCCAGUAAUCUUGCCAAUUAUUUUUCAAAUGCCAAUCAUCUUUAUAUUAGCCAAUGAUUUUUCAGAUUCCAAAGAUCUUAUCAGUUUAACCAAUGAUUUUUCAAAUGCCAGUGAUCUUGCCAGCGAUUUUUCAAAUGCCAAUCAUCUUUAUUUUAGCCAAUGAUUUUUCAGAUUCCAAAGAUCUUAUCAGUUUAGCCUGUUUUUUUUUCAAAUGCCAGUAAUCUUGCCAAUGAUUUUUCAAAUGCCAAUCAUCUUUAUUUUAGCCAAUGAUUUUUCAAAUUCCAAUGAUCUUGCCAGCGAUUUUUCAAAUGCCAAUCAUCUUGGUAUUUUAGCCAAUGACUUUUUCAAAAGCCAGUGAUCUUGUCAGUUUUAUUUUCCUAUCAGUUUUUUUGCUGUUUCACUUUGACCUAUGACUCUUUCAGUAUUUGAGAUUAUUUUACUGCUGAUUACGUAAUGAAGAAAUCAGGAGUAAAGAGUUCAUACAUUUAGGAAAAAAGUGUUUUAUAUACAUUAUUCAAAUAAAAUUUUCAAGUUUUUACAACAGAUAAAAUCAACAAGAAGUCUGUAAAACACCCCCAACCCACCACUACAGUGUGUACAGAUAUGCAGAUACAGAACAUAUUUCCAUUCUUGUUCUAAUCCUAAUCAGAACAUCAAAGCCCUUCCUGUUGAUCAUCAUCACUUCCUGUGCUGACUAAGUAUGUAUGGUGACUGGAAUGGUGAUAUUUGGUUGAGUCAUCAUGAUAUCACACAGUACAGCACAAAUGACACUCUAUACCUCCCAAGAAACAGACUCGCUUUAUUCAUAGAAUUAUCGCUCAUGCAACAAGCAUCAUUGUUUUUUCAAUGGUCUACAUUCACGUCAUCAAGCCACAGUUCUGUAAUAGUAAACCUAAUUACUUUCUUUAACUUACUUUCUUUAACUUUAACUUACCAAUGUAAUAUUGAUGGAUGCUAGUGUGGUAUCCACACCCUGCUUACUUGACUCAACUUGCCUAGAAAUAAGAAGUUAUUAAAGGGAUUUUCGUUUUCCGAAAAGUGAAAAUCCUAUCAGCAUUUACUGUAAAAAUCAUUCAGCAUGUCUUUAAAAUCUGUAUGUCCUUACUUCUUCUGUAAAACACAACAGAAAUGUCAAAACAAUGUCUCUGUGUUGUGUUUUGUUUUCAUGCAAUGAUAUUUUGGACAUACAUGUACAAAAAAGAUGAACGUUUCAUGAAAAUAUCUUAUUUUGUGUUUUGCACUUUUUGUGUUUUGUCAAAAAGCUAUUGUUUGCUGGCCAGUGUGUCUUUUUACAUUGUCUAAUUCAUUGAUAGAAUUAGGUAUUUUCAUUCUUGAAUAUUUCAUUUGCACCAGUUGUGACCUGAGAGUUUGGUAUUAAAAAUACUAAUAAUAAAUUGAAUGAACGUUUUGUAACACUAAAUUAAACACGAAAAGAGUGAAGUAGUAUUUUCUUAUGAAAAAGUUGUUGUUAAAAAAAAAUAUUGUUUUACUGUGUACAGCAGUAUAUAAUAACUAACACUUUGUAACAGUAUUUCCAUGUUGAAUUCAAGUUAGGCCACUUAUUGAUACGGUGUCAAAAAUCCUCUAAUUCUACCAAAUUCAUCCUAAUUUUGUAUCAAAGGUUUCAAUUGUGAAAUUGUUUAUAUGUAUGAAUAAAUAAAUAAAUCUUAUACAA
This is a messenger RNA of Carassius gibelio (silver crucian carp), 3815 nucleotides long. Its product is annotated as interleukin-13 receptor subunit alpha-2. The record is from RefSeq and is a predicted model, not a curated record. Lineage: Eukaryota; Metazoa; Chordata; Actinopteri; Cypriniformes; Cyprinidae. Gene Ontology annotation, molecular function: cytokine receptor activity; protein binding. Bases 184 to 1416 code for a protein of 410 amino acids. Gene Ontology annotation, biological process: cytokine-mediated signaling pathway. Gene Ontology annotation, cellular component: external side of plasma membrane. The transcript is spliced from 10 exons.